Messenger RNA from Hydatigera taeniaeformis, 723 nucleotides. The record is from the annotation of a GenBank genome assembly. Lineage: Eukaryota; Metazoa; Platyhelminthes; Cestoda; Cyclophyllidea; Taeniidae.
AUGCCUCCUACUCAUAAGGGAGGCCUGUCUGUGGCCGUUCAAAGGCUUCAGCAAGAUUAUUUGAGACUUGUUCGUGAUCCCGUGCCCUUUGUAAUCGCCCAUCCCCUUCACACGAAUAUUUUUGAGUGGCAUUAUCUGGUAUGCGGACCCCCUGAUUCCCCUUAUCAUGGUGGAUUCUACCAUGGAAAGCUGAUUUUCCCUAGAGAAUACCCGUUCCGACCACCUUCUAUAUACAUGAUUACCCCGAACGGUCGGUUUGCGUGUAAUACAAGACUUUGUCUUUCCAUAAGCGAUUUUCAUCCCGAUACGUGGAACCCGGCCUGGUCAGUUUCAACAAUUCUGACAGGUCUUCUCAGUUUCAUGCUUGAAGACACUCCAACUAUGGGUAGCAUAGCAACCUCCACUUAUGAGAAACACAUCAUGGCCAGGGAUAGUGCCGAAUUUAAUCUCAAGGAUGAAGUCUUUGUGGAACUGUUUCCUGAUGUUGUGAGGGAAAUAAAGGCGAAACAAUUGCUUACCCAAGCCAGUGCAAAUUCCCAUUUAUCAUCUUCUCGAGGCGGCAUUCCUGCGGUUGCAGAUGUAGGCAACUUCAUCAAUUCUCAACGUGGAACUGGCGGUGGUAGAGGCGGCCAGCUGCCUUUUGUAGCCGUGUUCAUCCUUUUUGGCAUCUUUGCGAUCUCCGUCAAGGUGGUAAUGGAGUUCCUUGGUGAUUCUGUCGGAUAA